This is a messenger RNA of Paraglomus brasilianum, 441 nucleotides long. NCBI's taxonomy places the organism in Eukaryota, Fungi, Glomeromycota, Glomeromycetes, Paraglomerales, Paraglomeraceae. The record is from the annotation of a GenBank genome assembly.
AUGGAAGAAACAUCCAAACAACGUAAAGCACGUUUGGAAGCCUUUCGCAAAAGAAAAGCGGAAACCAUAACUAACACCGGUGAAGAAAAUGAAUCAAAUGAGAAUAGUAAAACACUCAGUUUUCGUAAUUAUACACCUUUAAAUGAAGAUGUAAGAGCAAAUUCGAUAGUCAAAAUAACAAAACCAGAAGACAUUGGGGACGAUACUGUGGAGAAGACUGCCCAGCAAAUAGAUCUAUUCAAUCUUGCUCCAAGAAAACCAAACUGGGACCUAAAACGAGAUGUUGAGAAAAAGCUACAAAAGCUCGAGCGUAGAACUCAAGCUAGUAUUGCUCAGUUAAUACGAAUGCGUCUACAGGGUGAGUCAGAGUCAACGACUGAUCUAGCUGAUGCUGUUAGAGCUACUGAGAAAGGGGCCGAAUCUGAAAACGAAUCGGAUUAG